AAAAACGGAUAUUUUCUAAGUGGGAACCAUUUACCAAUAUACGUACAUUUGAUGUCACUGACCUCCUAUAUAAAUAAUAUAUUUUACUCAUCUGGUAUUAUGUUUCUGGAAAUAAGCGAGCGUUAGUUAAGUUUGAGAGCUAAUUAUCACAAAACACAUCACAAUGCUUCACGUGAUAUCCGUGAUGCUUCACGUGAUGCCGUUCUUAAUUGCUUCGUCGUUGGCCGCAAGUUUCCCUGAACCCAGGAUCAAACAUCUUAAAUCUCACGACGUCAUAGAGAUCGCAGUUGAAGAUGUACCGGGAAUGGAAUGGAAAAACGUGCAGUAUGUCAUAGACGAAACUCCCAUGGCCGGAGUUUUCUUCAAAUCAGCGGAGGGCAUCUGGAAGCACCACAAAGCCUACCAGGGUUCGCUCCAAAGACAGACAAUCCACUACCAGAUGGUCGGAGAGCAGAAUGGGGACCCAGUUGUAGCCGCCGGGACCAUAGAAACAGAGGAGGAGCGUGGACUGGCGCUUGUUCCCUUGGCCCAGCCCCGGCGUACAAAGCAUCUCGUGUUAUGGGACGAUUUCAACUUCCUGAACCGCAAUAACUGGGACUACGAGGUCUCCAUGUAUGGCGGAUAUAACUGGGAGGUUCAGGUUUACACAAACGAUCCAAGGAACGUCUUCACGAGGAAUGGACACCUUUUUCUGAAGCCUACCCUGACCAGCGACAAGUUUGGCGAAAAUUUUCUACAUACUGGAACCAUGGACGUAAAAAAGAUCUGGGGUUAUUGCACAAACGCAGAUCGCUGGGGAUGUAUUCGACACGGGAAGGACGGUCUCCUACCCCCAGUCAUGUCGGGAAAGCUAAAGAGCAAAAAGACGGUCACUUUUGGGGAGGUGUGCGUUCGUGCUCGUAUACCACAGGGAGACUGGAUAUGGCCUGCCAUCUGGAUGUUGCCUCGGUACAGCAAGUACGGUGGAUGGCCCAGAUCCGGUGAAAUUGAUCUGAUGGAGAGCAGAGGUAACAGCAAAGCCAGCGACGGCGGUCACGACCACGGACGGAACCAAAUCGGCUCCACAAUGCAUUGGGGCACUGAUCCAGGACAUAACAGGUUCAUGCUGACCCAUGGGGAUAGGGACGACCACACCUUCUCGUCCCAAAUGCACACAUACUGCGUGGACUGGACGCAUGAAUAUAUCGCCAUCUCCGUGGACAACCACCAGGUCAUGAGGACGGGCGGGAACUUCUGGCAAAAGGGCGGUUUUAGGGGCCACAAUAUCUGGGCCAAUGGCGGAUAUAUGGCCCCAUUCGACCAGCCGUUCUACCUCAUACUGAAUGUGGCCAUCGCUGGCACGAACGGGUUCUUCCCCGACAACUGGACGUAUAACUCUCGGAAACCUUGGGGGAACAACUCCCCGACGGAGUAUGCAGAUUUCUGGAGAGGGCGAAAGGAUUGGCUGCGGUCUUGGGAGGGCGAUAAAGUUGCCAUGGAAAUAGAUUGGGUGAAGAUGUAUCAAUACUAAUGGGGUUUGGGUGAAGAUGUAUCAAUACUAAUGGGGAUUGGGUGAAAAUUAUCAAUAAUAAUGGGGAUUGGGUGAAAAUGUAUCAAUACUAAUGGGGAUUGCGUGAAAAUGUAUCAAUACUAAUGGGGAUUGGGUGAAAAUGUAUCAAUACUAAUGGGGAUUGGGUGAAAAUGUAUCAAUACUAAUGGGGAUUGCGUGAUAAUGUAUCAAUACUAAUGGGGAUUGGGUGAAAAUGUAUCAAUACUAAUGGGGAUUGCGUGAAAAUGUAUCAAUACUAAUGGGGAUUGGGUGAAAAUGUAUCAAUAAUAAUGGGGAUUGCGUGAAAAUGUAUCAAUACUAAUGGGGGUUGGGUGAAAAUGUAUCAAUAAUAAUGGGGAUUGGGUGAAAAUGUAUCAAUACUAAUGGGGAUUGGGUGAAAAUGUUCAAUACUAAUGGGGAUUGGGUAAGGAUGUAUCAAUACUUAGUAAUAGCUAUAAUUAAUAGCUGGUUUUUGACACCAUUAAACUGACAGUUUGCCGAUUUAGUUGUUAAGAUAACAAAAAUAAACAGCAUCGUACUUAGUGUCAGCGCGAAAUGCUAUUAUACAGGCCAACGCACAUGCGUAAUCUUUAUAAAAAAAAAUUAAAAAAAUGACUAAGUAGUGACCCUAUGUUAAUGUCUUAUCAUUACAAAGCGUAGUCCCUACUUAUUGAAUGUUGUAGACUAAUUUACAAACAAUGCAUUACGCAGUAAAAUGUUGCAGUUCG
This is a messenger RNA of Mya arenaria, 2256 nucleotides long. RefSeq names its product beta-1,3-glucan-binding protein-like. The transcript is spliced from 11 exons. Gene Ontology annotation, molecular function: hydrolase activity, hydrolyzing O-glycosyl compounds. The record is from RefSeq and is a predicted model, not a curated record. Gene Ontology annotation, biological process: carbohydrate metabolic process. NCBI's taxonomy places the organism in Eukaryota, Metazoa, Mollusca, Bivalvia, Myida, Myidae. The coding region runs from base 164 to 1510 and encodes 448 amino acids.